Molecule: messenger RNA, 1008 nt
Organism: Sporothrix brasiliensis 5110
Lineage: Eukaryota; Fungi; Ascomycota; Sordariomycetes; Ophiostomatales; Ophiostomataceae
Exons: 1
Coding region: 1-1008 (335 amino acids)
Source: RefSeq, a predicted model, not a curated record
AUGGCCCAGAUUGCGUCUCUACCGAUGUCAUCGCUGUCGUCCCUGCCGUCGCUGCCGUCGCUGCCGUCGCUCGCUUCCUUGCCUGCGCUGCCGUCCCUGGCAGAACUCGGCCUGGCAUGGCGGUCGUCGGACCUGACGUGCUCCAAGGGGACGUCGCCAAAGACAAAGACAGUAAAGACGGCAAGGACAGCACAGACAGCAAAACCACCAAAAACGCCAAAGACAGAGACGGCUCCCACAUCGGCCCCAUCGCCCCCAUUGGCACCGACAACCACCACAAAACGAACGACCCCGUCACCACCACAGUCGCCGUCGGCUCGGGGCCGGUCGCCAGCACGGAAACGGCGGGCUCUUUCGCCCGACGGGGCCGAUGCCGAUGAGGCGCUACGGAGGGAGGAUAUGCAGGCCAAGUCAGCAGAUGGGGUCGACGACGGCUACGCCAAGGACGAGCACGACGUUGCUGACCCAGGGGAUACGUCCGACGCGGAAGGAGACGAAGCCACGGAGGACAGGGACAUUGUCGACCACAUCGACCGCACCGACCGCACCGGCUGGCAGCUCGGACAGGGCCCGGGCCUGUCGCUGCCCAUCCGCCGCCUGCUUCCGCCGCCGCCGCCCACUGCAUCCUACCGCGGCAGUCUCCCGCUGCCACUGCCACUGCCACUGGCCCUGCCACUGCCGCUGCCGCGGCCGAGACCGACGACGCAGCCAGGGGCGCCCGUGCCGACGCUCGAGCAGCAUGCACCCGCGCUGCCGGGGCUGACGUGGCCGCCGGGGCCGCCGGCGACGCCAAAGCGGAAGAGGGAGGAGGGGGAGGGGGAGCAAACGGAGGCAAACGGGGCCAAGGCGGGCAACGAGGCGACAACGUCGCCGCCCGUCUACGUCCUGUACAAGUUCGACCGGGUGGACCAGCUGGGCGGCCAACGACGCGGCCAGCGCGGGCCGCGGUCGCCGGGCACGCCCACCGUCGCCAGCCACCAGCGCGUCGCCGACAAGGCGGUGGUCUGA